AUGGACUUUUGGACGAAACUCAUUGGCGGCGUGAGCAACAACAAGUCUGCCACGGCAGCAGCGUCCAGUCCGCAACAACGCCUACAACGAUUCCGCCGAGCAUACAAUCCCAUCCUACAACUAUGUGGCCGUCCGCAGACCCUGGCCUCGCAUGGCCCUGCCCUUGACCAGCUCUAUUCCUCCCUCCAGAAGAUCACCGCAUUACUCGCCGAAGAGAGCCGUACUCCUGCUCCACACCUCUGUCUCAACUUCGCCCAAUCCUCCCAAGUCUACAGCGUCGUCGCUCGUGCCGCUUCGACUUCUCGCGAUGAACGCCUUGUACGCCAAGCCACUCUUCUAUUCAGUCUCUUGCUCGAGAGCGAGGAUGAAGAUUUUGUCGCCUCGGCCGCCUUUGCCAGAUCCUUCAUGCGCUUCGCUCUGCGUGUCAUCGACUCAAACUCAGGCGUCUACGGAGAAGACAUCGAGGCCGAUGUAGUCGAACUACUGUUUGCUGUCGUUGCAAAAAUUCGCAUUCAACCGAACAUCCUGGGAGUCUGGUUCUCGUCCUCGGCCACCAAGGACGAUUCGCAGAAAGACCCCAAUCACUUCGCUGGCCAGACUCAGAAGGACGACUUCCCCUUGUGCUACCUCUUGAUCGACCGUAUACACCAUGAUGGCCGCAUCGGCGACUUUGCUCGCACUGGCCUGCUCUACAUCUUCGAGGCUGUCUCCAACUCUACCCACCUGGAAGAUUGGAUCAUCGAAAGCGACCUACCAACCCUGAUGGCCUCGGGUCUUGGAGCUCUGUACAGUCAACUGAGCCGUGAGCUAUCGAUACUACACGACCAUGAUCGUCUUCCCAUGAUUCUUGCUCUAUCCGACUACGUCGACGCUCAGCAAACUUCAUCAACUGAAAGCAUCUUCUCACCGACACACGCUACACACAUGGCCACCUUCCUAUCACACCUUGCCUUCUGGCAAGAUGUUCUUGAACACUGCAAAUCAGAAAGUGUCAAGACUACUCUUCUCGACCAUUUCCGUAUCCUCUUCCUGCAACAACUCUUAUAUCCGUCACUACUUCAGUCUUCUGACACUGACGGGGGUUCCUCCGUCGCUGUCCUCACUUAUCUCACAAACAUCUUCGAAUCUCUAGAUCAUCCCGAUCUGACGCGAUUAAUACUACAAUAUCUCUUGGCUAUUCCCGAUGCCCAGUCGGAGCCUAUUUCACCUACUGUUCAAAGACGGCAGAGCACUCUUAUGUUGUUAUCUCAGUCUCAAAGUGACGAAGACAAAUUUGAGCCUACGUUGUUCAGUCUGGUCGAUCUCAUACUCAACGGUGUCAGAUCCCAGAAUCCUCAGACAGUCGUUGCUGCUAUGAAGCUUUCGUCUGUUAUGCUGACAAGGCACCGCAAAUAUACCACACCUACUCUUCUGCAAUCGAAGUCAACACUAUCAGCAGAAGAAAAGAGGACCAUUCAAGCGCUUUGCAUCGAGACUGAUAGUCUGGUUCAGAUCGCCACUGACCUUGGUGGUGAACCUGACGUUGAUGAGGCGUAUGCCACCGCCUGCCAGGAUAUCACUGUUCCUCUCGAAGUUCAAUUGGCGAACAAAACUGCCGAAGAGUCCUCCGUCCUGAAGGUCUUGUCUCACGAUCCUUACAUCCAGUCCAUUACCGAUCUUUUUGGAUCAUUUUUGACCAAUAGUGUAGACGUCAACCUCGCCUUGACCGAAGCAACAAUUUGUCUAGCGUCAUGUGCGAACGUAGGUCUUGAUGGUUGGCUUGCUGUGCCGAGGACAGAAUAUCAAGCGACAUCACUUGAGCCGACGUUCGACAACUCUAGUCUAGACGAAGAAGAAGCUGCAAGUCUCCGUCUGCUGCAGUCCGUGUACUCGCAGCAGCGACGAGAAGAUUCUCAAGACCCACUAUUGCCAUCGACUUUGCGCGCCUUGAGAGGUCAGGUCGAUCGCAUACGUCUUGAUAUCCCAAUCCUUGAUUAUCUGAUUGAGAAACGUGUCGCAAUAUUGGGUGGAGCUGGUCGGGAGGAGUUAAUCACUCAGCCCAAAGUUUCUACCAAUUCCAACAGGCAGUCGACCGAAUCAUCACGGCCAACCGAAAACCGCCAGAUACAGCGUCUUCAAGCAGGAUCAAGGCAGAGAUCAUCAUCGCGUGAGUCGAGUAUCUCCCGCUCUUCGACGCCUGCGAGAGUGAGAGAUGGGUCCUUGUCAAGCGUGCCGCCAAGAUCUAGCUCUCUGCCGCAAACACCCCAGAGCCAGCAACAGAACUCAAUAUUCAGACCACCACCGCCGGAGUCGCCAGAGGAAGAGAGUUGGCCAGCUGAGAAUCUCUCAGUACAAACCGAGUCCAAACAGAACGAAGCGCAAAUGCUGAGAAGCAAGAUCCGUUUCAAUCCUGGCCAACUCUCAGAGCAGAAUACGAUUUUCGAGUACGCAGCAGGAUCGACGGCCCAUGCUUCUACGGGAGACAGCGAUGAUCCCGAAAGCAGAGAAGCCACUUUAAGCCAUAUCGUGACGAACAUAGUCAUCUUACAGCACUUCGUUCUGGAACUGGCUGCCGUGAUGAGAACUCGUGCGAUCGUCUUCGAAGAGGUUGCCUUCACAUGA
Messenger RNA from Aureobasidium pullulans EXF-150, 2601 nucleotides. RefSeq lists its product as uncharacterized. The transcript is spliced from 2 exons. Lineage: Eukaryota; Fungi; Ascomycota; Dothideomycetes; Dothideales; Saccotheciaceae. Bases 1 to 2601 code for a protein of 866 amino acids. The record is from RefSeq and is a predicted model, not a curated record.